This is a messenger RNA of Phytophthora sojae, 762 nucleotides long. RefSeq lists its product as hypothetical. Lineage: Eukaryota; Oomycota; Peronosporomycetes; Peronosporales; Peronosporaceae. The transcript is spliced from 3 exons. The record is from RefSeq and is a predicted model, not a curated record. Bases 1 to 762 code for a protein of 253 amino acids.
AUGACAAGAAACCGCGGGGAGGAGCUCGAGAUCGACGUGCCACCACUUCCGGUGUCCGUCCCCGUGCCACCCGAGCGCCGCCUGAUGUGGACGGGACCAUUCGCCAUGCCUCCGCCGACGUCGACCGGUGGAAUGGAGUACACGGGCGCGGACAGCGUGUCUAUGGCUACGGCGUCGCCAAGCCGUGAUGACGUCCACGAGGAGAGGCUAUCGCUGCGCGUGACGAAUGCGCCGACCCUGCCGGCAGCGCCCCGAUACUCCGGUAGCACGAUGAAGGCUGGUGCAGAGUUCAUGCAUGCGUUCCAAAUGUAUGUGCACGCUCUCAGCGCUUUCGAUACGUCGUAUGGCAAGCUAUAUGGUGCCGAUGCUCUGGCUGGAUGUGGAGAUUCCGGCCGUGUCAUCGACCACUUCCAUGUCGGCGCUGUCAUCCUUAGCCUCCUCUUUCGCAUCACCAUGUUCGCCUGCGUCACCGUCGUGGUCCGCAUCGUUGUCGUCACGCUCGUCGCCGGUGUCCAUGGCCUCGUCACCACUUGCGUUGGAGAGGACCCCUUGUUGUCGUUCUUCGAGGCGACUUUCGAGUUGCCGCCAGCCGCGCCAUCCAGGAUGCGCAACGACUCAAGCGGGAGUAGCGCAGCGUCGGCAAGCAGGUCGGCGUCGGAAGCGUUCGUGGACAUCGGGUGUCGGCGAGGUGGCAAAUUGCUUUGUGAACGGAGAAGUCGUUGCAAGCCCGAGCGAAUGAGUGAUGACCCCACUCGUGGCUGA